Molecule: messenger RNA, 1181 nt
Organism: Lepisosteus oculatus (spotted gar)
Lineage: Eukaryota; Metazoa; Chordata; Actinopteri; Semionotiformes; Lepisosteidae
Product: transmembrane protein 17A
Biological process (GO): non-motile cilium assembly
Cellular component (GO): ciliary transition zone
Source: RefSeq, a predicted model, not a curated record
GCAAAUUCGCCUUGUGUUUUGAAAAGGCAGUGGCCUUUGGGAUCUCUUCUGAAAAGGCCUUCUUGUGCAUAAUCUGAUUAGCAGGGCAGUACAGUUAAUCCCACCAGCCUAGUGGCAGAUGGGGAGCCAUGGAGUUGGUCUGUGUCUGUAGAAGGGGCAGUCAUGCCUGUGUUUUACACACCUAUACCACAGAACCUGCGUCUGGGUCUGGCCUAUGUAAGUGGUUCUGUCUUCACACACAACAGAACACAGGACAGUGGAGAUGGACAGACUUGUGCGGCAGCACAUGAAAUAGUGUCACACCUACCCCUACAGAUGUUGCUGUAUUUCAAUGUCUUCUAUUUUCCUGUCUGGUGGGUGUCUGAAGUACUUAUGCUGGAGUUAAAGUUCUAUUUGUUGCCUAGCUACUACCAGUUUCUCCUGGUGACAGGGAUGGUCCUAUUCACAGUGUCCGAGUGCUUGCGGCUCUAUCUGGGAUAUGUAGGAAACCUGAAGGAAAAGGUGCCAGAACUGGCAAGUUUCUGGCUCCUUUCCUUCCUGUUUCAGCUCCCCAUUGUGCUCUUCUUCCUGCUGGAUGAAGGGAUUAUUAUCCUCCCUUUGGAAAGAGCUGUGCACAUCGUCUACCUCCUCUUCAUCCUUGGCGAGGUCCUGACUGCCUUCCUGGCGCUCAAAGUCAUGACCCGAAAACUCACCCUGCAAUUCCAUCUCAGGCAGUUCAGCGACUUGGAAGCCAGCCAGCAGAUAUGAAUGAAAUCCUCACAAUUCCUUCUGGAAGCAGGAUGAUGCUUAUUGCCUUGAUGAAAGACUUUCAUGUUUAAUGGGCCUUAUCCUUUUGCUAGGUGUACUGCACUACCCUCGCAAAUUAAAUAAUUCAGUUGUCCUGUACUUCCACUGAGCUGGAUCAAUGUAAUGGUAUGUAGUAGUGCUGUAAGUUAAUGCAUGCAGUUAAGUACUUAACUGUUCCUGCAUGUUAAAAAUAACACUAAUAAGCUUAAUUCUCAAAUAUUUUAAUUGCCCCAUUAUGAAAUCAAAUUUCCCAGAUAACACUGUAACUGACUUACAGUCAAAAAAAGGAACGAAAUCUUAACAGCUUUCUUUAGCUAUUGUUCAUUUUAACAUUUUAAACUGCUCAAGUUGUACUUAAUGCAUACAUCUAAUAAAAUUAGGCUGUUGGCUGCUUA